UAUUGACAGCAAUGAAUGCGUUAAAAAAAAAAAAAAAAAAAAACAUUAAACAAGGUCAUAGACGUACAGUCGAAUCGAUCGAACACCCCGCGUGUAACUCGGUAGCAGUUUUUCCCUUAACCUAAUACUAUACACAAGCCCUAUGUUGUAUGUAUGUACAUAUUCCUAUAGUGUAUAGCGUGAUGACCGUAUUGUGCGCCAAAGUCAUUUAGCUGAUGUCCGUCGGUGGUUAAACAAUUUGUUCGCCAAUGUCUAUUUUAUAAGUUUUAUUUCGGCAUUUCGGUAAAUAUAUAUUUGUAAGCAAUACCAAAACGUAUCAAAACUAUUCAUGAACGAUUAUAUAACAUUACUGGGGCGCAAUCGAGUGAGUACACAAUUAAUUAUUUUGGCCCUUACAAUAGUAGUGUACGCCACUGUCUAUAUUGGGUAGUUCUUCGGUGUGCAAAUUUAUUGUCCACCAUAAACAUAACAGUACAGCAACAACCGUAUUAUUAAUUAGAUAUCACAUCUAUUAAAGGCCAUGUCGAGUUGUUCGAAUGUACGGAAUGACAUUUAUGAACUUUCAAACGUUGUUUCGGUAAAAUUACAUAAAAUGCACUUUACACAUCCAAGCGCAAUACCAAAGUUCGAAUGAGUUUUUCAUGCGCCACGGUUGGUGAUGUGAAAAGUAGACAUAGUGAAUUUUCAGCCGCUGUUUAAAAAAUGAUGUAAAGUGAGGAUGGGAAGAGGCUAAUCUGGAAUUUGUAAUACAGACACAAUCGUUUUUUAAAUCAUAAUUCAUAGAAAUAGAAGUAUGUUCCUUAUUUUAACAUAAUCUAAAACUUUAAAACCUGUUAGCAUGAGAAAUAUGUACACAUAUUAAAACUGAUUAUUAACAAGUAUAAAAAACCUCGUUAGUUUUUCCCUUGAAGGAAAAACGUUGGACCAUGAAUGUGUCUAUUUGUCUAUUGGUCUAUACAGGUUUUGGUUUAUUUUGGAAACACUUUUGUCUUCGGCCCAUGUCUUCGCAAACUAAUGACGAGCCGUCAUGGAAAACAUCUAGGAGAGCCGUAUGCAUGGUGAUGCAAGGAGAUCUGUCCGGCGCUCAACUACUUUUGGCCACAAAACCAGAUGACCUGCAUAUCGCAAACUGCAGUUGUUUUAUUUCAACCGUAAAGUAUUUGCUGUUGGAAACUCCGAAUUAUUCGCCGAGUCAAGAUGCAGCGUUUUCCUGUUGUCGCCAACUGGAAGAGCGGUGUGCCGUCGACAUUGGCAGUUGGCUGACCACGGUCAAGCACAAGCUGUUUCGCUUUUCCCUCAAUCCGGACGUGGACGACUUGGACAGGCAAAUCGUCCGCGCCGACGCACUUGUGUACUUGGGAAGCUUGACCGCGGCCACAGUGGAACCCAUGUCGGUGGGCGCGGCCGCAAAGGCCGUCUACGGCAUGAGCCGAGCUUGGAAAAUGUACCAACAGAGUUACGCAGCGGUGUUGAAAGUGUACAGCGCCAUUUUCGACGUCGACCGUGGUGUUCCCAAGUGGCCGCCAGUGUUGAAACGUAGACAGUCUACAACGAUUGCCGGUAACCGAUUCGGGAACGGUAUACCCAGAUCGUCCACGACUUCCUUCGAAUUGUUUAGGAGAAACGACAUGACCGCCAGAAUGACGCCCGAACAAGCCGUCAGAUUGAUGACAGCGGCCAGCACGGGUUUUGGAGUGAUAAAUCUGUUCCUGUCGCUGGUGCCUUCCAGAAUAUCCUCGAUGACUCUAAGCAUGUUGGGAUUCCGUGGAAACCGCCAAACCGGUUUGGACGCCCUGGCGUUUGCAAAAAACGGGCCCGGCAUGCACGCGCCCGUGGCAUGGUUGAUACUGUCGUGGUAUCACAUGAACGUCAUGAACGCCGGUAUCGAGUUCGACGAUCCGCUGGCCCGAGAAUGCAGAGGAUUCAGCUUGGACGAGAUCGAGUAUUUGACGUACAAUCCUCCCAGGGAGCUUAAGGGCACGUGGCUGCAGAAAUUCUUUGCCGGACGGUGUGCCUACUUCAAAGGAGACCUCGUCGGGUCGAUAAGGUCGUUCGGGGCAGCGUCCCGGGUGAAUACCUACAGGAACUGGAACGCCAGGUGUCUGCAAGAGAUGGGCUUCACGUAUACGAUGCUGGCCAACUGGGAUGCGGCGUUAGAAUGUUUUUGCGUGGCGGCCGAAAGCAGUUGUUCCAUGCGGUCUUACCACUACUUCUUGGCCGCCGUAUGUGCCGGCGCGUCGGGCGAAACGACCAAAGUGAAGCAGAUGUUGAGAUCCGUGUUGAAGUCGAUGAAGAGAGAAAACAAAAUCGAGUUCUAUUCAACCUUCGUGGCCCAAAAAUCGUCGGAUAUCAUAAAAGAGUUAAAGGCAAACUCCAAAAUCGAUCCGGCUUACUACAAGCUGAUCGCCUAUGAAGUACUGUACGUCGUGUACGGAGUGUCGCUGCUGCCUUCCAAAACUAUCCGUAAUAUUAUCUUAGAUUGCCAGGACGACGACACGGACAAAGUAACACAGAGAUUUACAAAAAAACUGUUGAUUGCCGUUUGUCGACGACAGACGAUGGAAUGCGACAAUUGUCGAGGUAGUAUGCUUUACGAACUGAUCGGCAACAUGAAGAAGCACAAGUAUGGGGAUCACGUAUACGCUUACGCCCUAUACGAAAUGGCAAUAGAGCUUAUCAGUCGUCCGGAAUCCAUAGAAGAAGGUAAAAUUAUUGUGGAAAAACUACAAAACUUCAAAGGACAGUGCUACUUUAAAACCUUUUUUGAAACGCGCUGUGAAGCAUUAGAAGCAUACGUCAAAAAACUGACUGACCAUUGACGACAACAUGUUUAAUCUCUUUAAUAUUAUUUGGAGAAUGAAUUUGAUAAAUGUUUACCGACACUUAAUAUUUAUUUUUACACAUUGUUAAAAGUUAAAAAAAUGUUAUUUAAUAGUAAACUCUACAACACAUUGCCGUUGGCGCUGAAGAAUUUGUAUUGUUAUUAGGGUUAUAAGAAUAUUAA
Molecule: messenger RNA, 3004 nt
Organism: Adelges cooleyi (spruce gall adelgid)
Lineage: Eukaryota; Metazoa; Arthropoda; Insecta; Hemiptera; Adelgidae
Product: tetratricopeptide repeat protein 39C-like
Exons: 9
Coding region: 927-2819 (630 amino acids)
Biological process (GO): cilium assembly
Molecular function (GO): protein binding
Source: RefSeq, a predicted model, not a curated record